Molecule: messenger RNA, 2106 nt
Organism: Procambarus clarkii (red swamp crayfish)
Lineage: Eukaryota; Metazoa; Arthropoda; Malacostraca; Decapoda; Cambaridae
Source: RefSeq, a predicted model, not a curated record
AUGAGCGCGAAAACUGAAUCUACCAGUUCUGAGAGAAGCCUCCAGGGAGGCUACAAGCUCUUCAAGACUCCCGUUAUCGAGACAGAAGACCUCGAACACAGCAAGUUGAAAAGUAGAGACACAGCAGGCAAAGAAGGAGAGAUACAGCAGGCAAAGAAGGAGAGACACAGCAGGCAAAGAAGGAGAGACACAGCAGGCAAAGAAGGAGAGACACAGCAGGCAAAGAAGGAGAGAUACAGCAGGCAAAGGAGAGAUACAGCAGGCAAAGAAGGAGAGACACAGCAGGCAAAGAAGGAGAGACACAGCAGGCAAAGAAGGAGAGAUACAGCAGGCAAAGGAGAGAUACAGCAGGCAAAGAAGGAGAAACACAGCAGGCAAAGAAGGAGAGAUACAGCAGGCAAAGAAGGAGAGACACAGCAGGCAAAGAAGGAGAGACACAGCAGGCAAAGAAGGAGAGAGACAGCAGGCAAAGAAGGAGAGACACAGCAGGCAAAGAAGGAGAGACACAGCAGGCAAAGAAGGAGAGACACAGCAGGCAAAGAAGGAGAGAUACAGCAGGCAAAGAAGGAGAGAUACAGCAGGCAAAGAAGGAGAGACACAGCAGGCAAAAAAGUAGAGACACAGCAGGCAAAGAAGGAGAGACACAGCAGGCAAAGAAGGAGAGACACAGCAGGCAAAGAAGGAGAGACACAGCAGGCAAAGAAGGAGAGACACAGCAGGCAAAGAAGGAGAGAUACAGCAGGCAAAGAAGGAGAGACACAGCAGGCAAAGAAGGAGAGACACAGCAGGCAAAGAAGGAGAGACACAGCAGGCAAAGAAGGAGAGACACAGCAGGCAAAGAAAGAGAGACACAGCAGGCAAAGGAGGAGAGACACAGCAGGCAAAGAAGGAGAGACACAGCAGGCAAAGAAGGAGAGACACAGCAGGCAAAGAAGGAGAGACACAGCAGGCAAAGAAGGAGAGACACAGCAGAAUAUUUGUAAGGACAAGAGUGCCAAGGACAAGAGUGCCGAGGACAAGAGUGCCAAGGACAAGAGUGCCGAGGACAAGAGUGCCGAGGACAAGAGUGCCGAGGACAAGAGUGCCGAGGACAAGAGUGCCGAGGACAAGAGUGCCGAGGACAAGAGUGCCGAGGACAAGAGUGCCGAGGACAAGAGUGCCGAGGACAAGAGUGCCAAGGACAAGAGUGCCAAGGACAAGAGUGCCAAGGACAAGAGUGCCGAGAACAAGAGUGUCAAGGACAAAAGUGCCAAGGACAAGACUGUCAAAGACAAGAGUGCCGAGGACAAGAGUGCCGAGGACAAGAGUGCCAAGGACAAGAGUGCCGAGGACAAGAGUGCCGAGGACAAGAGUGACAAGGACAAGAGUGCCGAGGACAAGAGUGCCAAGGACAAGAGUGCCAAGGACAAGAGUGUCGAGGAGAAGAGUGCCAAGGACAAGAGUGUCAAGGACAAGAGUGCCAAGGACAAGAGUGUCAAGGACAAGAGUGCCAAGGACAAGAGUGCCAAGGACAAGAGUGCCAAGAACAAGAGUGCCAAGGACAAGAGUGCCGAGGACAAGAGUGUCGAGGACAAGAGUGCCAAGGACAAGAGUGCCAAGGACAAGAGUGCCAAGGACAAGAGUGCCAAGGACAAGAGUGCCAAGGACAAGAGUGCCAAGGACAAGAGUAGUGCCGAGGACAAGAGUGCCGAGAACAAGAGUGCCGAGGACAAGAGUGCCGAGGACAAGAGUGCCGAGGACAAGAGUGCCGAGGACAAGAGUGCCAAGGACAAGAACGCCGAGGACAAGAGUGCCAAGGACAAGAGUGCCGAGGACAAGAGUGCCAAGGACAAGAGUGCCAAGGACAAGAACGCCGAGGACAAGAGUGCCAAGGACAAGAGUGCCGAGGACAAGAGUGCCGAGGACAAGAGUGCCGAGGACAAGAGUGCCAAGGACAAGAGUGCCGAGGACAAGAGUGCCGAGGACAAGAGUGCCGAGGACAAGAGUACCGAGGACAAGAGUGCCAAGGACAAGAGUGCCAAGGACAAGAGUGCCAAGGACAAGAGUGCCGAGAACAAGAGUGGUCUACUCCACCAGGCUUGUUUACCGCGACUGCUCGCAUUCUGA